Molecule: messenger RNA, 539 nt
Organism: Candidula unifasciata
Lineage: Eukaryota; Metazoa; Mollusca; Gastropoda; Stylommatophora; Geomitridae
Source: the annotation of a GenBank genome assembly
GUGUAUAUCCUAGUGCCAUGGAUUUAUUUAUGUUCUCCCAAGUGGCAGAGAUCACCAGGUGUCUGUACCUCAGCAGUGCAGCCGCGGUGAGAGGAGAGAAGAUUCGAACCCUGGGAAUCACCCAUAUGCCCAACUUGGAGAGCCUCCAGAUCCACAUUGACGACACACCCACUGCACGUUUGGGGGUCUACUUCGACAGAUGUGCCGAUAAAAUUGAUCAAGUAGAAGCAAGAGGUGGGAAAACUCUAGUCCAUUGUGUGGCUGGAAUUAGCCGCUCCGCUUCAAUAUGCAUCGCUUACUUGAUGAAAUACAAGCGGAUGCCGCUAGACCAGGCCUAUAGACAUGUGAAGAAAUGUCGAUCAGUCAUCCAGCCAAAUGUUGGAUUCUGGAAGCAGCUGAUCGAGUUUGAGCGCAGGUUGUUUGGACGGACUACUGUGAAAAUGGUGCAAUCUUCCGGAGGUUUGGUACCAGAUGUUUACUAUCAAGAAGUAAAAACCACAUACUGGCAUCCCAGUUCUUCGUCUCGUUAUGGUUAUUGA